CUGUUUUACCAGGCUUCGAGAAGCCAUGAAAUUCCCCGCUCUGAGAUUCAUUCGUCCCUGCCUUAAUCUUCUCUAGAGAGAGAAAAGAUUCGCAAGCAAGACUUCAUUAGAGAGAGAAGGGCAGCAUGACAGCAAGGAAAUGUCAUAAACAAUGCCAAUCCAAACCCUAGCGUAGCUUUUUGUGCUUUCAUUGUGGAAAUUGAAGCCCCACCAAACCCAUCACUAUCUCGAUUCGUUUCUCUGUUGUUCAUUUUUGUGUUUUGCUGCAACCAUUAAUUCAGCAACUUGGAACUUGAGCUCGACGAUUUUCGGCCAAGAAAAAGAGCCAUCGAUUGGCCCCGUAAAGCCAGUUCGUUUCAAUUGUAUUCCUCGGGAAAGUUCCAAAAUUUCUUUGAUUAUACGGUAAUUGUGGGGAUUGUGAUUAGUUCCCUUCUGAUGUUUUAUUUCCAAUCACUGUUUCAAUCACCCGCAAAUUAUCCAUUCUGGUACUCAAUUUCCCAUCCUUUUCUUCCCUCUGAUGUCUUCUUUAUAUGUUGCUUCAAUUGCCUGAGAUUUCGUCUCAAAAUUUGAAACUCUGCUCCAGAAGUGAGUCUGUACUUGUUGUCACUGUGAAAUUCAACUCCUGUGAUUGUUAAGAUUUCGUCUGAGUCUCCAAUUUGUUUCAAUCGCAAAACAAUUUCUUUGGCGGGAUUGAAGAGAAGCUGUUAAGGAUGGGAGAUCGCUUUAGACCUCUUUCCAUUGAGGAAUUGCCAUCACAUUUAAUUCUAGAGAUCCUAUGCUCAGGCAGGCUUAGUGCAGUCGACCUUGUUUGUUUAGAGCUGACUUCGAAGACUUUUGGUGGGAAUCACGGUUGGUACCCUUCCAAGUUUCGGUCAUUGGUGAACUUCGCCGCAUAUCAACUAUCUGCCUCCCAUCUUAUCUAUUCAAGUAUGAGUUUGAAUUCUCAGAGGGAGUUAUAUGAUCGAUGUGGUGGAAACUGGAAGCGAACUUUGAGAUUUUUGCAGUCCCUGGAACAAUCUUCUGGGAUGGCCGAGACAUCAUCAGGCAAUAUGCAAGUUACGACUGGAAAGUAUCACACCUUUUUUGUCAGCAAUUUUUCUGCCUACUCUUGUGGUUCUGGAUUGUGUGGUGUGCUUGGUCAUGGUCCUGAAACAACACAAUGUGUGGCAUUUACGAGGCUUGAUUUCCCACCGUUGGCUCGUGUGGCUCUGGUGUCAGCCUCCUAUAAUCAUGCAGCUUUUGUCAUGCAAUCUGGAGAGGUAUUCACGUGUGGAGACAAUUCUUCAUCUUGCUGCGGCCACAAAGAUACAAGCCGUCCGAUUUUUAGGCCAAGGCUUGUUGAAGCCCUAAAGGGGGUACAUUGCACGCAGGUUGCAGCAGGGCUUAACUUCACAGUAUUCCUCACCAGACAAGGUCAUGUGUACACGUGUGGGACCAACACUUGUGGCCAACUUGGUCAUGGUGACACUCAGGAUAUACCAUCCCCCAAACUGGUUCAAAUGCUUGGUGGGGUUGGUCCUGUUGUUCAGAUUGCUGCCGGACCAAGCUAUGUCUUAGCUGUCAUGGAUAAUGGAAUAGUAUACUCCUUUGGAUCAGGUUCUAAUUUCUGUCUUGGCCAUGGUGAGCAACAUAAUGAGUUUCAGCCACGUGCUAUUCAGACAUUUAGAAGAAAAGGUAUCCAUGUGGUCCGUGUUUCUGCUGGUGAUGAGCAUGCAGUGGCACUUGAUUCAAAUGGAUUUGUAUAUACAUGGGGCAAGGGCUAUUGUGGUGCUUUAGGCCAUGGGGAUGAAAUUGACAAGACAACUCCAGAGAUCUUGGCCAGUCUCAAGAGUCACUUGGCUGUUCAGGUCUGUGCGAGAAAGAGGAAAACUUUCGUUCUGGUUGAUUCUGGUUCAGUCUUUGGCUUCGGAUGGAUGGGAUUUGGAAGCCUUGGAUUUUCGGACAGAAGGCUAUCAGAUAAAGUCAUGAAGCCACGAAUCCUCGAUACUCUUCGGGCCCAUCAUGUUUCUCAGAUCAGCACUGGGCUGUACCACACAGUCGUAAUCACUAACCGAGGACAGAUCUUUGGUUUUGGAGACAAUGAAAGAGCACAACUCGGACAGGACACAGUAAGAGGAUGUCUUGAGCCAACGGAAAUUUUCAUUAAAGAUACAGAUGACGAAGAUCUAGAUGCUAUUUCAGAAAGAGACUGACAAUUCCUCGAGCAACCAGUCUUUUGUGGAGGUUUGUUCCAUUUGAUAUCAGACAGACACCAAAUUUUUUUAGUCUGUCGCUGUUAAGAUUGCUACUUUAUGUUGUAUUAUAGUGAUAAAAGAGGAAACUUAACCCUAGAGAUUAUUGUCGUUGUUCUCAUCAUGUUUAUGUUUUGAGGAAACCCAUAAUCUCGUGUUGAGACUGGUGAUUGACAAGAUGGGACUUUUCAGGAGGAAUAAUGAAGUGGACGAUAAUCGAUUCAUCAAGCCACUUCUUAUCAAA
Messenger RNA from Neltuma alba, 2475 nucleotides. RefSeq names its product ultraviolet-B receptor UVR8. Lineage: Eukaryota; Viridiplantae; Streptophyta; Magnoliopsida; Fabales; Fabaceae. The transcript has 7 exons. Bases 711 to 2192 code for a protein of 493 amino acids. The record is from RefSeq and is a predicted model, not a curated record.